AGAGGAAGAAGGCAGGGGGCGGGUUUUAGCGUCACGCCCCGCCCCGCCCCUUCCCUCUUCCGACCAAUGGCGUGGCUCGACGGAGAGGCCGGAGGGCAGCGAUUGGCCAGUUCGGAACUGAGGGAGAGAUUUGAAAUUGUUUAACGGCGGCGGCCGCCGCGAAGCCAAGCGAGGAGGCUGCUCCUGAGGUGUCUGCUCCAAGACUGCUGGAAAAGGAUCUGUUCCAGUAGAGGAGGAGGUGGAGUUAUUAAAAAAUGUCUGAGGAUACAUAUUCUUAUGAUGUUCCUAAUCCUGUAAGCUUUAAAGACAUAAACGAUGAUGAGACCCUUGGUAUUGAUGCUUGGUUUGAUCUUAGAAGGCCAACACUGUGCACCCCAAGAGAGGACAUGACACGGGCAUUCAUGCAGAGAGCGUCAGCAUCAAGGGCCAAGCUCCCACAUGCUAUCAUCUCACCGAUGCUGAAAUCCAGUGAUAAAUGCACUGAAAAUAAGGACGUAGAACUGUCAAAUAGAGGGACACCCGGUGUGGUUGGUGCUAUGACAGAGCAGCAGGGCACAUCAAAUGAAGUAACGACAGCAGUUUCUGCAAGGCCUCCUGGAAGGGUGGCAAGGAGGCUUUCUGCUCGACGGAAGAGUGCCCAGCGCAGACUCAUGGCCAAAAGCCAAGCAGAGAAAUGUGCUGCUGCCAUGGCCAGCAAACAAGAACCUCCCCCUUCAAAGAAACAAAAAUUAUCUGCUCAACAGGACAAACUGAGCGAAAUAGCCUUGAACAGAUAUGUUACACCCACAAAGGCCAAAGUACCUGUCACACCUGCAACAUUAAAGAGGAAGAAUCCAUCUGUCAAGGGAAAGUCCACAGAGGAUCUGGAAGUGGAGAAGAUGCAACAACUGCAGCAAGAGGUGGCUGAGUUGCGCAGGAAGAAUGAGGAGUCUCUUAGAGCUGCCAUUGCUGGACCGGGGCAACCUGUGAAGACAGCGACCCAUAUAACCAAGCCAGUAGACUUCCAUUUCUGCACAGACGACAGGAUUAAACAGCACGGGGAAAGCCAGCCUGGCACAGAAUACAAGGAGGUGGACUUCGUAGCAGCCCUGAGGAGACAUCCGCCAUCUCCGGCCCGAGUGGCAAAGGGACCCACAAUCCCAAAGCCGUUCAAUCUCUCCCAAGGUAACAAAAGGAAGCUUGAAGAAAACCCUGCUGAAUAUGUAUCCUUGGCUCAGCAAGUAGAAAACUUCCAGAAACGCACUCCCCCACGUUACCACCUGAGGAGCAGGAAGGAUGAUGAAGGCAUAACACAGAACAGACCCCUGAAGCCCAAGGUUACUAACCCAAAAACUCCCCGCCUUGAGACAAAGACCCGUUCCAGGCCUGUCACAUGCAAGAGUUCAGCUGAGCUGGAGGCUGAGGAGAUUGCCAGGCUUCAGCAGUACAAGUUCAAAGCUCAGGAACUCAACCACCGGAUCUUGGAGGAUGCUCCCCUUUUGCCUAAAAAGCUGCCAAUGAAAGAGCUCACCAAACCAAUUGGCUUCAACCUGGAGAUUGAGAAGCGCAUUCAAGACCGUGAGAACAAGAAACCAGAGGAGGAGGAGCACUAUGAAUUCCAUUCGAAGCCAUGCCCCAUCAGAAUCCUAGAGGAUGUGGUGGGUGUUCCGGAGAAAAAACAGCUUCCCAUCACAGUACCUAAGUCCCCAGCUUUUGCCCUGAAAAACAGAUCCAAUACCUUGGCAAGAGAAGAGAAAGAGAAGGAAGAAGUAGUUCCGGUGAUCAAAGCCAAGCCAGCGCCACAUUUUGGUGUGCCGUUUAAGCCAAAAACCAUAGAGCCACGGCAAGUGGAGAUCUGCCCUUUUUCCUUUGACUCACGGGACAAAGAGAGGCUGCUCCAAAAAGAGAAGAAAAUUGAAGAGCUGCAGAAAGAAGAGGUACCCAAGUUCAAAGCCCACCAGCUACCUCAGUUUGACCACAUCAGCUUGCCAGAGAAGAAGGUAAAGAACCCCACCAAGCCAGAGCCCUUCCAGCUGGCAGUUGAUGCACGAGGAGCCCUGCGGCAUGAGAUGUGGCAGCAACAGCUCAAGGAAGAGAUGAAACGGCAGAAGGAGGCUGCUUCUUUCAAGGCCCAGCCCAGCACUGUUGUGCACCAGGAACCUUUUGUGCCAAAGAAGGAGAGCAAGUCCCUUUCAGCUCCUGAAAGUUUUGAGCUUGCUACAGAGCGGCGCGCUCGAGAGCGGCAGGAGUAUGAGAAAUGUCUGGCAGAGCUUGAGGCCAAGAAGGCGCAACAGCAAGAAGCGGCGAGGCGCAUUGAGGAAGAGCAAGAGAAAAGGGAAUUGGCCAGGCUCAGAGAUGAGCUGGUGCACAAAGCCAACCCCAUCCGCAAGUACCAUAAUGUGGAAAUCAAGCCCAGUGAACAUCCGUUGACAGUUCCCAAGUCUCCCAACUUUUCUGACCGAUUCCAGCGUUGACAUGACCUCCCCACCACCACCGUCGCCAGUGCUGAUCUGCCCGGAGCAAAAGGACCGUCCACCUCACUCUUGGGCUGUUUUUCCUCCAUGGCAGAGACUUUUUUUUCUCAAACUGCCACUGGCUGGGUUUUUUUUUUCAUGGCUUCAUUUCCUGAAAGCGAAGAACUAGACUGUAUUCUGACUAUAGUUGCUUCCAGACCCUGUUUGCAUUUUUAGUGUAGCUCCGUCUUUUCAGAGGAGCCUGUGUUUAUAUGCCAAAUAUUGUAUACUUUAACGAAAAUAAAAUGUUACUACUGGGCAGGUUUCUCUCUGCCCCUUGGGA
This is a messenger RNA of Sceloporus undulatus (fence lizard), 2775 nucleotides long. It is a transcript of the gene TPX2, whose product is annotated as TPX2 microtubule nucleation factor. Bases 255 to 2453 code for a protein of 732 amino acids. The transcript is spliced from 17 exons. The record is from RefSeq and is a predicted model, not a curated record. Gene Ontology annotation, biological process: activation of protein kinase activity; regulation of mitotic spindle organization. NCBI's taxonomy places the organism in Eukaryota, Metazoa, Chordata, Lepidosauria, Squamata, Phrynosomatidae. Gene Ontology annotation, cellular component: spindle; microtubule.